AUGUCUUGUCAUGUUCCAGGGGGUGACGAGGAUGUCCAGUUGAGCCUGGUUAUGCAGACAUUGCAGCUGGUCACACUUCUUCUUCUCCUCAGAAGUAUCUCGGCCGUCAUCCGUCCCCCCCUCUCCCUCGCGCUCCCCCUACCCAAGUUCUCGACCAUGGCCCCCGCGAAGACCACCGAUCCGGAGUUUGAGUUUCUGAACAAUACUGAGUGCACGAAUUGUUCGACUACACGGACGUAUGCCGAGUGGCAGAGUGAUGGGGUAGGAGCGUUGCCGUUUUACCGAGUCAGAAGCGACCUCCACCGGUCCCAUGCGAGAGUCGUCACGAUCCUGGGGUUGUUUGAGCUUACGGUGGGGGGAGUCGACAGGCCGGAGGGGCGGAGCGAGCUGGCCGCUGCGCUGCUGGCCAUCAAACAUAUCAACCAGAGGAAGAUUCUGGGGGAUUAUCAGCUCAAAAUGCUCACCAACGAUACUAAGUGUGAUCCUGGGGUUGGAGUGGACACGUAUUUCCACGCUCUCUACACACACACUCACACACGCAUGCCCUUCCUGCUGGGUUCAGGAUGUUCACAGGUCACUGAGAGUCUGGCAAAGAUAACACCUUACUGGAACAUGGUACAGGUGUCGUUCGGCUCCCUAUCCCCCGCUCUGAGUGAUCGUCGGGAGUUUCCCCUGUUCUACCGCACAGCAGCUCCAGACUCGUCCCACAACCCAGCGAGGCUAGCCUUCCUCACCAGGUUCAGAUGGGAGACUGUCACAGCUCUGAGUCAAAAUGAGGACGACUACACUUUGGCUGUGAACGACUUGGUAACCCAGCUAGAGCAGGCCAAUAUUACUUGCAGGGCAACCAUUACAUUUGCCGAAACUGACUUCAAGGAACAGCUAAACCUACUUAAGGAACUCGAUACAAGAAUAAUAAUCGGAAGUUUUUCCCAUAGAGUUGCUCCGAAAAUAUUUUGUGAGGCCUACAGACUUGGCAUGUUCGGAGCGGACUAUGUGUGGAUGCUGCAUGGAGACACAGAUAGUGGUCAGCAAUGGUGGCGUAACCAGACUCUGUGUCCAGCUAGAAACAUGGCCGCGGCUGUGGAGGGUCUCAUCAUAGUGUCCAGCCAUAACACCAUCGUAGGCAACAAGCCUUCUGUCUCUGGACUGAGAAAUGAGAGGUUCCUAUCAUCACUACCAGCUCCCCACAGUAACUUUGUCCACCAGACCUAUGAUGCUGUAUGGGCCAUAGCUUUGGCUUUGAGGAACUCACACCUCAAUCUCUCCAUGUUUGAUUACUCUGAGAAACACAUGGCUUUGAGGUUGUUCAACGCCAUGGCCAACCUCAGCUUUUCUGGCAUAUCGGGUCCAGUUUCGUUUUAUGGAGCAGAUAGAGUUGGCGUAUCAGCAUUCCAUAGAGUACAAGACGGGAAGGUGGUGCGAGUAGCGCUGUACGACCCGUCCACCCCCAUACUAGACUUCCACUGUGCUGGUUGUGAGAGGAUAGCUUGGCAGGGUGACCAUGUUCCCAUCGCCAAGCGAGUGUUCAAACUGCGGGUGGUCACCAUCCAACCUGCAGCCUUCUUAAUAGUCACAUCCCUAGCUUCCGUGGGCAUAACACUGGCCUGUGGCUUCCUCGCUUUCAACCUGUACUUCCGCAGGCUCAAGUACAUAAAGCUGUCCAGUCCCAGGCUCAACAACAUGGCAGUUGUUGGUUCCAUCCUGGUAUACAUGGCUGUUAUUCUGCUGGGUCUUGAUCAUAACACACUGCCUACCAAAGCUGCCUUCCCUACUGUCUGCACGGCAAGGGUGUACCUACUGUCUGCUGGGUUUUCUUUGGCCUUCGGAUCAAUGUUUACCAAAACCUAUAGAGUACAUAGAAUAUUUACUAGGAGUGCUAGUGGAGUGGUGAAAAAUAAGCUCCUGCAAGACACCCAGCUGAUCUCCCUGAUAUGUGUUCUGCUCGUAAUAGACGGACUGAUAGUCACAUUGUGGGUCGCUGUAGACCCGAUGCAAAGACAACUUAGAAAUCUCACCCUGGAGAUCAGCUCCAUAGACCGCAGCGUCGUCUACCAACCUCAGGUCGAAGUAUGCGGGUCGCAGUUCACUCACAGCUGGCUCGGAGCUCUGUACGCUUACAAGGGUCUACUGUUGAUAGUGGGAGUCUAUAUGGCUUGGGAGACAAGGCAUGUCAAGAUCCCAGCGCUCAAUGACUCGCAGUACAUCGGUCUAAGCGUGUACAGUGUUGUGAUUACGUCGGCGUUGGUGGUUGUGUUGGCCAACCUUAUCUCUGAGAGAGCGACUCUCGCCUUUGUUACCAUUACUCUUCUGAUCCUCGCCUCCACAACAACCUCGCUGUGUCUCCUGUUCCUACCCAAGAUACACGCCAUCCUACACCACAGGGACGCCACCGUCGACCCUGUCACCCACAGCAUGGGGCUGAAGAUAGAGUGCAACACCAGAAGAUUCCUCAUAGACGACAGACGAGAGGUCUACUACCGUGUGGAAGUACAGAACAGAGUGUACCGGAGAGAGUUAACAGUUCUCGACAACGAGAUAGCCAAACUGGAGAAGGCUUUGACCAGCGAUACUUCACUGGCUGCAUCUAGCUCUCACUCAUCGGUCGUCUCACGCAAGGAGGAUCUGCCGUUACCACGCGGUCCUCUGCCUCCGACCUCAGUGAGUGGGACGCUGCCGAUGUUGCUGUUAUCAGUGUUGCCACCUGUCAUCCCCAGAGCAAGCUGGCCAAGCGCUGAACAUUGCGUACUGGCUCACGGAGUCACCUUCAGCUCUGAGCCGAGACUAGAGGAGGCUGGUCCUUCCUCACCGCAGCUAGAGGAAGACUCGGGCAAACUUACUGUGUUCGGGAAACUCUUGAACAUGUUAGGACCUCGAGGAACCUCUAGUAGGAAAACAUCUUCAGUGUCCUACGGGGGAACAGGUACAGGGGGGAUAGCAGCGGCAUUGAAAACCCACAUGGGCUACAUAGCCGGUCUGGUGCCUAGCAACAAAAGUCGCUCCGGUAGCCUAGACUCUUCCAACACGAGUAGAUACUGUAUCAAACGAGACGAUGACGAGGUGUCCAGAAGGAUAAGUAGGAUGUUUAAGGACGACAGUGACGAGGAUUCUCCACAAACCCACGCUAGGUCGUCGCAAUCUUUAUCUCACAGGGUGUCGUUUUCGAUUACGCACCAAAAUUCACAGCCUGUACUGAAAGUCAGGGGGUCGCCGAGGUUUCCUCACAGGAUAGUGCCGACUUGCAGUUUGGACGCUUUAGAAGACAGGUUCAAGAUAGACUCCAGUUUUUCUAAAAACCAAAUCCAACCGAAGAACUUUGAGUCUUCCCGGCGCACAAAGUGUCGGUCGUUGGAAGACGCGAGUAGUAAUAUGGAGGAUAUUUCUCGAUCAAACCCUCAUGUUUCAUCAGAAGCACAGGCCUCUUCCUAAUAAUAUAUUUUAGAAAAUGUUUUCAUUGACAUUGUGAAGUUUUAUUUUUGUUACAAGAUGUAUUUUUUAUAAAACCUUAUUGUGUUACUGCCUUUGGCAAAUAUUUGUAGAGUAUGUUUAUC
Messenger RNA from Macrosteles quadrilineatus (aster leafhopper), 3551 nucleotides. Its product is annotated as gamma-aminobutyric acid type B receptor subunit 2-like. NCBI's taxonomy places the organism in Eukaryota, Metazoa, Arthropoda, Insecta, Hemiptera, Cicadellidae. The record is from RefSeq and is a predicted model, not a curated record. Gene Ontology annotation, biological process: gamma-aminobutyric acid signaling pathway; G protein-coupled receptor signaling pathway. Gene Ontology annotation, cellular component: G protein-coupled receptor heterodimeric complex; membrane. The transcript is spliced from 16 exons. Gene Ontology annotation, molecular function: G protein-coupled GABA receptor activity. The coding region runs from base 1 to 3429 and encodes 1142 amino acids.